This is a messenger RNA of Cyanistes caeruleus (blue tit), 1691 nucleotides long. The record is from RefSeq and is a predicted model, not a curated record. Lineage: Eukaryota; Metazoa; Chordata; Aves; Passeriformes; Paridae.
GCCUGGUCCUCAAGGCCCUCCUGGUCCAAAAGGCGAGAAGGGAGAUCAAGGUGAUCAGGGCCCUCGGAUGGUGUUUCCUAAAAUCAAUCAUGGGUUUCUCUCUGCUGAUCAGCAGCUCAUUAAACGCCGCCUCAUUAAGGGGGACCAAGGACAAGCUGGACCCCCUGGGCCCCCAGGGCCACCAGGACCCAGAGGUCCCCCAGGAGAUACUGGCAAGGAUGGUCCUCGUGGGAUGCCUGGCUUAACGGGUGAGCCAGGAAAACCAGGAGAACAAGGAUUAACAGGACCUCAGGGGCCUCCAGGACAAAAGGGUUCUGUUGGAGUGCCUGGUGUUCCAGGGAGAGAUGGACAAGUGGGUGAACCUGGUUUGCCUGGCAUAGCAGGAGAGAAGGGAGAAGCGGGGCUCAAGGGUGACCCUGGAGAAAGAGGAGAAAAGGGGGAUGCUGGUGAGAAUGGAAUGAAGGGUGACACAGGAGAAAAGGGUGACCCUGGCUCCUCUGCGGCUGGAAUUAAGGGUGAACCUGGUGAAUCCGGACGGCCUGGGCAAAAGGGUGAACCAGGCCUUCCUGGGCUUCCUGGACUCCCUGGAAUAAAGGGUGAACCAGGUUUCAUUGGUCCACAAGGAGAACCUGGGUUGCCAGGGCUACCAGGAACAAAGGGUGACCGAGGAGAGGCAGGCCCUGUUGGGAAGGGUGAGCGAGGUGAACCUGGAAUCCCUGGACCAAAGGGGAAAACAGGUGAACCUGGAUCUAGAGGCCCCAAAGGGUCAAAGGGGGAUACCGGUGAGAGAGGUGACACAGGAUCUGCAGGUCCACAGGGGCCACCUGGACAGAAGGGCGAUCAAGGUGCAACAGAGAUAAUUGAUUAUAAUGGCAAUAUCCAUGAAGCUCUGCAGAGGAUUGCCACCCUGACUGUCACGGGACCACCAGGACCGCCAGGACCCCAAGGGCUGCAAGGGUCAAAGGGUGAACCAGGAUCCCCAGGAAUUCCAGGAGCUGAUGGAGAACAGGGUCCUAAGGGCUCAAAAGGAGACACAGGUGAUCCUGGAAUGCCUGGAGAAAAAGGGGGAAUUGGACUGCCUGGCUUACCAGGAGCCAAUGGCAUGAAAGGCGAAAAAGGAGACAUUGGUUUGCCUGGUGCCCAAGGUCCUUCAAUGGUAGGACCACCUGGACCACCAGGGCCACAUGGUCCUCCAGGCCCUAUGGGACCUCAUGGACUGCCUGGCCCAAAGGGUAUAGAUGGCCCGGUUGGUCCCCAUGGCCCUGCAGGUCCCAAAGGAGAGAGAGGUGAGAAGGGAGCUGUAGGUGACCCUGGACCCAGAGGACCGUACGGCUUGCCUGGCAAAGACGGCGAGCCUGGCCUUGAUGGUUUCCCUGGUCCUCGAGGAGAAAAGGGUGAUAUAGGAGAAAAGGGAGAAAAGGUGACCACAGUGUUAUUAACUGUUGCUUGAUUCCUCAGCUAAUCAGUUCUGCUGUCUUUAUGCUAUGAAUUGUCCUGUUAAAACUUUUGUUUUUACUGUGUGCCAAAAGGCAAGUCACAGAUAUGUGCUAGAGCAAACCCAUGAAAAAACACAAAAAUGUAUGUACAGGACCAGUAAUACCAACAUGACCCCAAAGCACAACCUUCUUUUUAGGCUCAUUUUCUCCAAUCCAUCCUGCACUUGUUGAAAGUUCUGAAAUAUUUAAUGCAGA